UAUUCCCCCCCACCACCACUCACCCAACACAUUCUUUCUUCCCAUUUCUUCCUACGCUACUAUACUCUCUCUCUCUCUCUAACUUCACCUUUUCCGAUUCAUGGCCGAUCUCGACUCCAACCCCGCCGAUUCCCUCGCCUCCACCCCACGCUCCGACCACCACAACCUCCACGAUGACGCCCCGCAGCCACGCGUCCGCUUCAUGUGCAGUUUCGGCGGCAAAAUCCUCCCCCGCCCCCACGACAACCAGCUCCGCUACUUCGGCGGCGACACUCGCAUCGUCGCCAUCCACCGCCACACCACCUUCGCCGCUCUCCUCUCCAAGCUCUCCAAGCUUUCCGGUAUAACCAACAUAAGCAUAAAGUACCAGCUCCCCAACGAGGACCUCGACGCGCUGAUAACCGUCACCGCCGACGAGGACGUCGAGAACAUGAUGGAGGAGUACGAUCGCCUGAGCCAGAGCCAGAAAUCGGCUCGCCUCCGCCUCUUCCUAUUCCCGAUCGACGACAACCUCAACGACUCCAGAGCCUCCAGCAUCAACUCGCUCCUCGACGGCUCCGCCAAGCGCGAGAGCUGGUUCGUCGACGUUCUCAACGGCGGACCCACCGCCGGUUCGGUUCUCGAGCGCGGCCGCUCCGAGGUCUCCUCGAUCGUCUCCGAAGUGCCGGAUUACUUAUUCGGGUUGGAUAAUUCCGACGAUGCGUUGAAAGAGGGCAGCACCAAACUCAGGAACAAAAACCUCCCAAACGACAACGUUUCGAUGUCGGAUCCGGGCUCACCCGCCCCGGUCGUCUCAUCUCCAUUCUGCUCCACAUCCUCGUCCCUGGCCCCACCCAACUUACAAAUGAUUCCGGAUCUUCCGCCCGUGAAAACCCGACCCGUUAACCCGGUCCAGGCUGCAGAGCAUAUAAAGGAGAGUGAAAUGCUGCACGAUAAAAUGGCCUCUCAACCAACCGGGUAUUCGGGUGGACCCGUUUGGCACUACCCGAACCCGCAGGUGCAGCCCAUGCCCGCGGUGUAUUACAUGCCCGGCAGUCACGUGCAGGCCGCCAACGCCUCCGUUCCACAGGUUCCGAUCCGGGCACAGUUUCUGCAGUCGUACCCGGUUCCAUCGGGUCAAGUACCCAUGGGAUAUCCGGGCAUGAAUCACGUGUAUGGAGCGGGUGUGAGGCCGUAUGAAGUGCCCACCCGUUUCAUCACUGAUAAUUCGGGUCAGCCGGUUUAUUAUAACGGGCCGCCGAGGAACAUGGCCGUUGUUCCGGGUUCUUAUCCGGGUAUGGGUGUGCCCGGAGGGGAAGAGGCACAGGCACCCGGCCCGGACAUGAUGUCGGGUCGGAUCUCCCAAGGAUCAUGAAAUAUAGGUCUAAAAUCAGGUAACCUAUAAUGAUUUGCAAAAUGGGGAAGGGAAUUCAAAUGUUUAUGUUUAUUUGAUGAUACUCAUUUUUGUUAUGGUGGGACAUAAGAAUGUUUUAUAUCUUUGGUUUGGGUUGUGGUUAAUAUGUGGAUAGGAUUUUGUUGCUCAUAAUUCAAUUUGCUGUUGGAUCAAAUUGUAUAGACAAUAAUUCAGAUGCCAAAGAACUAAAUAUAGAUUCUUUUUUGGGUGAA
Salvia hispanica is the source of this 1605-nucleotide messenger RNA. RefSeq names its product Octicosapeptide/Phox/Bem1p family protein. Gene Ontology annotation, molecular function: protein binding. NCBI's taxonomy places the organism in Eukaryota, Viridiplantae, Streptophyta, Magnoliopsida, Lamiales, Lamiaceae. The record is from RefSeq and is a predicted model, not a curated record.